This is a messenger RNA of Colletotrichum destructivum, 423 nucleotides long. RefSeq lists its product as uncharacterized. The record is from RefSeq and is a predicted model, not a curated record. NCBI's taxonomy places the organism in Eukaryota, Fungi, Ascomycota, Sordariomycetes, Glomerellales, Glomerellaceae. Bases 211 to 423 code for a protein of 70 amino acids. The transcript has a single exon.
AAAAUGAGUCUCCACGCUCUAUGGCCAGCCGACAUGGCGAUUGCCAGACAGUUUGCCCCGGCUUGAAACAUUCUCCGGAUUUUCUCUUCCAAGAGAAACACCGCGACAGGCAACCCUUUACGCGUCCUCUCCAUCUUUCCUCGUCAAUCCACUGGCCAAGGGAAACAGAAAUGCUAGGCAGUUUUCGACACUCAUCGAGAGUUGGCCAACAUGUCGCCACAUGUCUGGAUGAAAUUACCAAUGGCGACGAACUGGCGUAUCUGGGCGAUGACUUUCACGAACAUUAGUAUGACCCAUCGUUGUGCUGCCGAGCGUACCACAGACCAUGCCACCCCCUCUCACGUAAAAGAAAAGGCCCAUGGCGCGGAGACGAGAGAUGGCCAUCGGGAACAACCCUGCCUUGUGCCAAACCUUCGCUCUUGA